AUGGUGGAUUUCCAGGCCUUCUCGCACUAUGCGCGCAAUGGUGCCAACGCAACCAUCCGCGGCUCCCAGUCCAAAGACCUGUCUGAGACCACGCGAGAACAAAUUGUAGAACUGUUUGAGAGCAACAUGAAACGUCUGUACCAGGCAUCGGACUGGGGCUACGACGCAGCGGCCAAGCGAACAGAACUCUUCGAGACUGAGGCGCGCUUUCUCUUUGUUUACGAUGAGAGCGAAUCACUAGUGGGCUUCGCGCACUUCCGAUUCGUGGAGGACGACGGCGCUCUGGUGCUGUAUCUGUAUGAGGUACAACUGGCUGCCGCAACACAAAACCAAGGCCUUGGCGAGUUCCUCAUGCAGCUGCUGCUGCUGGUUGCGAGGAAGCACGGAAUGGAGCUCAUGGUGCUUACCGUGUUCAAGAACAACACUGGCGCCAUGAGGUUCUACAGAGAACGAUUGGGCUUUGAGAUUGAUGAGACGUCGCCGAGUGCGUGUGGAGACGACUCGCAAGACUACGAAAUCCUGAGCAAAAGCGUCACACAGGCGUAA
Messenger RNA from Phytophthora infestans T30-4, 546 nucleotides. RefSeq names its product N-acetyltransferase, putative. Gene Ontology annotation, cellular component: nucleus. Lineage: Eukaryota; Oomycota; Peronosporomycetes; Peronosporales; Peronosporaceae. Gene Ontology annotation, molecular function: histone H2A acetyltransferase activity; histone H4 acetyltransferase activity; protein N-terminal-serine acetyltransferase activity. The record is from RefSeq and is a predicted model, not a curated record. Bases 1 to 546 code for a protein of 181 amino acids. The transcript has a single exon.